CAAAAGGACGAGGGGGGAAAGAAGAUCUGCCUUUACGCUUUCAACCCCAAUCUACAUGAUCCAACGAAGGCUGAGGAUGACCGUCGAGCUCAAAAGAUGACCAUCGUCGAAGCUGUAGCCUCUGCACAAGUCGAGAUCACUGCCCCCCGGACCACACAGCGCGCCUUUCAUCCCAGUCUUGGUCUGCCAGAAGAUCGGCUGGUGUAUCGACCCUGUCCCCUUUUUCCCUCGGCGGAGCACUGUCAGCCAGCAAACGGAGUCGAAGCUGCCGGACAUCAACAGCAUGACUUCUCAGUCAGGAUACCUCCGGCCUCUGUACCUCUGAUCUUCGCACACCGUCAAUGGCGCUCUGGGCUAAUCCUCGCCGAUCUCCUCGCAGCAGCAGCAGUAGAGGCCUCCCCCUCUGCAAGCUCACCAUGGAACGUCCAAGGUCUUACCGUGCUAGAGCUCGGCUGCGGGACAGGCAUUCCCGGCAUGGUAGCCCACAGGCUGGGUGGGGCCUCCUCCACCCUGGUCACGGACUACGAUGCUCCACCCUUGAUUGAGACGCUGCGUUUCAAUGUAGCUUCCAACUUUGAGCCUGCAGAGAUCAAGACGGGGAUAAGGGCUGUGGGGUUUAGCUGGGGCACCAAUACUGAGGACUUGGAGGAUACCAUGGACACGAUCCGCCGAGAGAAGAAGCGGGCUGGUGUCGCUCGAGGUGUGGAGAGCCAGGCGAGCAGCAGUGGUGGGAGGUUCGAUCGGAUUCUGCUGGCGGACUGCGUCUGGGACUCGCUCUCGCACGAGGUGCUGCUCAAGUCUGUCUCUCAGCUAUUGGCCAAGCCUGCACGAGCUCAGGAAACAGGCAAGGGCGGUGAAACACAUUCAACGCCUCUGGUCCUUCUCGUUUCGGGCUUCCACACGGGAAGGGAAACGCUUCUCUCCUUUAUUCGGCGAGCACACCGCUUUGGCUUGGUCUUGCAAGAAGCGCCUGGAAGCUCCUCCCUCUUGCCUGCUCUUCCAGCUGAGGAGGAACUCGUUGUCAAGCAGGAGCAAGCUCGUCUGGGAGAGGCAUCGUCCGCCUCUGCUUACCCGCUCUGGAAUGCACCACGCUUCGUCUGCGAGCUGGAGCUGGCUGCAGAGGACGAAGAGGAGGCAGAGGCGGGAGUGGCAGCGGGAGACACGGGCGCUCCGACGACGACGACGACGACGGUGAUAGAUGCGGGAAGGGCGCCUCGCCUCACCGGCCGACGAAGGGCCUUUGUGCUGGAGGAGAGAGAAGAGGAGAAAAAGGAGAAUGGCGGUGUCCUGAUUCGUAAUCGUUGGAUGACAGUCUUUGCGCUCGGUUGGGCGUGACAAUGGAGGGUUGACAGGGUCUACGAGGGAGGUGUUACAAGAGUGGGAGACUAGAGUACUGUACAAAUAGACAUCGCGAGUUCUGCAUACCAUUUCACUUUGCACUGGUACCCCUUCCGCGAGUUGAACCUCUCACACCGGCGGAUGCGCUGCGGGCUGUGGUGGGAGCUGGGAUACCGCUGGGACGACCUGCGAGUCCACCUCGAGCGGGAGGGGGAGCGCCCCUCCCGCGUGUUGCUGUUGUGGAUGCUCCUCCGCGUCCUGCCGUGCCAGCUCCAGUCGUCGUCGGCCUUCCUCUCACCCCGGUCCCCCUAC
Molecule: messenger RNA, 1650 nt
Organism: Microstroma glucosiphilum
Lineage: Eukaryota; Fungi; Basidiomycota; Exobasidiomycetes; Microstromatales; Microstromataceae
Exons: 1
Coding region: 97-1335 (412 amino acids)
Biological process (GO): peptidyl-lysine dimethylation
Molecular function (GO): protein-lysine N-methyltransferase activity
Source: RefSeq, a predicted model, not a curated record